Saccostrea echinata is the source of this 2622-nucleotide messenger RNA. Its product is annotated as tumor protein D54-like. The record is from RefSeq and is a predicted model, not a curated record. Gene Ontology annotation, cellular component: cytoplasm. The transcript is spliced from 8 exons. The coding region runs from base 99 to 809 and encodes 236 amino acids. NCBI's taxonomy places the organism in Eukaryota, Metazoa, Mollusca, Bivalvia, Ostreida, Ostreidae.
ACUCGUUCCCAGUUGUUUUUUACCAGAUAGUUUCCUUCUGUAGCAAACGAUCGAUCCAUAAAGUAGACAUUACUCAUUAGCAAGGGAUAAUAUAGAAAAUGGCAGGUUCUCCAACGGACGAAAAGCAAGUGGACCUUAACAAAGAUGAGCAUUUGUUUGAGGAGGAGGGGGCUACUCAUGCAAAGGAGGAGCCAAUGACUGAGGAGGAAAAACAGAGGCAGAUGGAGGAGUGGAAAGAGGAGCUAGCCCGGGUUGAAGGGGAGAUAACCACACUCAGACAAGUUUUAGGAUCCAAAGUUAGAUAUGCCUCAGAACUAAAGAGAAAGAUGGGCAUUACACCAUUCCAGGAGCUGAAGCACGACUUCUCAGAGGGGUUAAAGUCCAUCCAGCAGUCAGAGACGUUCCAGAAGACAAAUGAAUCACUUACGAAUCUCCAAGCCAAAAUAACAGGCUCUACAGUGUAUCAGAAAACAAAUGAAAAACUUCAUGAUAUAAAUGACAAGAUAACACAUUCCACUGCAUACCAGAAAACCUCCUCUGCUAUGAAGACUGCCUCAGAGAAGACAAAUGAGACGGUGAGGAACGUGGCUUCUUCUGUGUCCAAGAAAAUAGGAGACAUUAGGAAUUCUGGUACUUUUAAAUCAAUGGAAGAAAAAGUUGGAGGUGCUUACGCAAAUGUGAAGGCCAAAGUAACUGGAAGCAAAUCUGAAGAUAGUUUUGAGAGUGCUCUUCAGAAAGAUUCAGAAGGAAACAGUGCUGCUAAUGGAAGCCAGCCAACAUCCUUACCGGAGGAGAAAGUUCCUCUCUAGAGAAAGAUGUCGUUUAAUGUCCUUGUUACAACACAAUUCAUCUGCACUGCUUCAUAACACAGUGGCUUCUGGAUUGAAAUGACAUGUAAAUUAACUGACCAAAGUCCAUUAAAAUUGUACAUGUAUGUAUGCCAUAGGUUAAAAAUCAUGCUGCUUUAAAAGUGCAUAUCUGUGUAAGUUUGUAAGUGUUAAAUAAAAUUUUGCCUAGUUUAAUAUUUUCAAGAAGUUUUAAGAAUUCACAGACACUUGCAUCCUCAUUCAUUGAGUUUUCCAUAAGUUAUUCAGUGAUACCAUAGUCUGUGAUGUUAUUAAAAAAUUGUUGCUAAUUUAUUUAUUAUUGCAUUCAUUUUGAGAUAACAUUUAUUUUUGAAACGGAAGAACAGUGUAGCAUAUUUUGAAUCAUAAUAUAUUACAUAGAAAGUCACAUUUUCAAGCAUUAGUUUUCAAGUUGCAUUUUAUUGUGUACAUUUUUUUCCCAAACAUUUUGUUUAAGAUUUUAAACCACGUUCAUUUAAUUUUUGGACAUUGGGAAACAAAGACAAAAACAGUGGCAGUCAUGUUGUUUGCAAUAUAUGUUUAUCUCUUCAAGGUAGUUAAUUUGGACCAAUCAUUUGUAUAAAAAAAUCAUUUACAACUGUGUCAGAAAUGUAGAUAGUCAUGUACCUAUAAAAAUUGCUUAUGGUGCUUGCUGACUUCAUAAAUUGAAUGAUUUUGGAUUUCAAACAUUCAAAUAUAUGUAUCACUGUCAGAACUAUAAAAACAUUAGGAUUGUAACAUGCAAUUUUCUAAACAUUUCUGUUCAAUGUGUUUUUUUUAAAUACUAGUAUAAGAAACAAUAUACCGGGACAUGUACCAGGUAUAACAAUCUUUAGUGUCAGUAAUUUCUGGAAGUGGCCAUAUGAGUCACUCCAAGUGGGGAGAACAGGAGCACUUAUUUUCAUAUAUCUAAGUUGUUAAGAGUAUAUAGUAGGAUGUACUGUCAAUAAAAAAAAGGGUGGUACGGUACUAAAUAUAUUUUAUUUAAGGUAAAAGGCAAAUAAAUAUGUGUAAAUUCAGAAUCAGAUGGCUCUGAAAUAAAAUACUGUAGGAAUUAGAUUUUAUUUUUUGGCUGUGAUAAUAAACAAAAACAAUUUAUUCAUACAUGUAAAAUUAAUUCAAAAAUGUUGACACUUUUCCUUGUAUGCACUGGUAUAUUUUUAUAUAAAGAUUGGAUUACAACAUUUUAAAACACAUGCUGUAUUUUAACUCUGUUUAGACACUUAGGUUGAAAUUCCUUUAGAAAGUUGUACAUUGUAAAACUUUUGAUGGAGAGCACUUUAUAUUAGAUUUAUAUCAAAAUGAAUAUAUAUAUGACACAAGAGAUUUGUAUGGGGGAAAUUUGCAUAUAGUAAUGGAGAGUUAAAAAGGGUGAGUAAAUUAAUGGAGAGUUAAAAAGGGUGAGUAAAUGGUAAGUGUAUUCUGUAAUCAUUAGCCAGCCUUUUUCUCAUUGGUUAAGGGAUAAACAUGCAGCGUCUUCCAUAAUGCUUCUGUCUGUCUCUCUUUUCCUUACAACUGCAUGUACACAGUAUUCUCAAAACCCAUGAACAGUUGAGGAGUAUGUGAUUUCAUAAUGGCUGUAAUGUGUAUUACUAGAAAUGUUUCUGUUCAGCAAUUUCUUGUAAAGCAGAAUACAUGUGUGAAGCAGUUGUAUAUAUAAAUACUAUUUCUAGAUACCUUUUCUGUCAGUGCUAUUACUGCAAUGGCAAUGCAUUUCUUUCCUGUGUUUAUGUCAUAAAUUAUAUCAUAUGAGAAAUAAAUUAUGAAUAAGUUACAA